AUAACUGAACGGUUCUUUAGUGAUUUUAGAAAAAACUGAUUUGUAUUUGUAAUAUAAAUGCAAAAUAUAAAUAAUUUUUAAACAUGUUUUCCGAAACAAUUGAAAAUUGUGCCGAAGAUUCAAAUAAAAAAUUCUUUCCGGAUUCCAGUAGCCGAUCUAACGAUUACAACUUUUCCUCACUGGAGCAACCACCCAGUUUACAAAGUAUUAACAGUGUCAAUAGCAGUAUAUUCUCACCAAAUUGCGAUAUCUCCAAUGAAUUUCGAUCUCUGGAACAACCGAUUAGUUUACAGAGCCUUAAUGGCGUCAAUAUAUUUUCGCAUCUUGAGAUUACAAAGGCUAUACUGCAACAGCUUGGCAGCCCAUUGCAGGAAGCGACAUUCCUCAAUAUAUUACAACAUUUUUUAAGUAUUGAUUCAAAAGCUCCUUUGGGUACGAUAAUUUGGAAUACUGCAGAAAAAUUAGUGCACCGGGCCAAGCUGAUUGAAAGUGAAAGUGAUGCAGAACGAUUGUUAUGUAAAGCCAUAUCAUACAAGCUGACAUGUCUAAAUUGCAAUUAUGCUAAGGAAGAAUCAAACCCGACUACUACAAAUCAAAAGACUGAAAAUGACCAUGGUCAAACGGCACUGACUGAUGUCAAGAAAAUAACAUUGGUGACGACUCCUGCUCCGGGUAUGACACCUGCUCCCGGUAUGCCACCACCACCUACAAUGCCAGGUAUGCCACCUGCUCCCGGUAUGCCACCACCACCUCCAAUACCUGGUAUGCCACCUGCUGCCGGUAUGCCACCACCACCUCCAAUACCAGGAAUGCCUCCUCCCCCUGGAAUGCCAAUUAAACCUAUUGCGUUUCCUCAUCAAUGCACUCCUCCUCAAAAAUCAAAAACAAGAAGCGUUAAUUGGAUCAAAAUUCCACCACAACAGAUUUUGGGCAAAAACAAUAUCUGGACAGCAAUGUUGGACUGUCAAAAAAGAAACACUGGCGUCAAUAUCGAUUUCAAAGAAUUGGAGACACUAUUUUGUUUACAAACGAAUAAAGUGGAGACAGCAAAAGGAUCAGAUUUCGUCGAUGGCAGUGCAAGGAAAAGUAGUUCAAGCGCAGUAAACUUGUUUGACUCAAAGCGAAGCUUGAACAUCAACAUCUUUUUGAAACAAUUUAAAGGAUACGCAACUUAUGAGGCUAUUAUCGAGCUAAUUCGCCAAGGAAACCACAAAAUAAUGGGUCCUGAAAAGUUGAAGAAUCUUCUGAAAUUAUUGCCCGAUUCUCAGGAAAUACAAACAUUGAAAAGCUUUGAUGGUGAUACUCAAUGUUUAGGAAAUGCAGAAAAAUUCAUGUUGUUAUUAAUUGCUAUUCCAAACUACAAGUUGUGGAUUGAAUGCAUGCUUUUAAAGGAGGAGUUUGCAGCUAAUGUCACAUACCUCGAGCCAAUAAUAUGUGCCAUAAUCGAUAAUGGACAAAAUCUAAUUAAUAAUGAAAAAAUACGUGAUGUGAUUUACUACGUGGUACUUGCUGGAAAUUUUCUUAAUUCUGGAGGAUAUGCCGGUAAUGCAGCUGGAGUUAAACUUAGCUUUCUUACCCAAUUGAGCGGGAUACGUACCAACAAACCGGGAAUGAGUUUUAUGCAUUUUGUGGCAUUACAAAUAGAAAAGUUAAAGCCAGAACUUUUACUCUUUACGGAAGAUUUCAAAUGUUUGGACAAUGUUUCAGGCAUUAAUAUUGAUCAGAUAUCUAGCGAUAUUACUGAAAUGGACAAAGAACUGAAAACAAUUGAGAAUCAAAUAUCAAAUGCAAAUUUCGAUGGCAAUACAAAACGUGAAUUAAUGGCGUUUUUAAUGAGUGCAAAGCAAAAAGUUUACGAGUUGAAGAAUCGAAUGAUCCAAGUCGAUGAGAUACGUGUGAAAACGGCCAAUUUCUUUUGUGAAGAUGUACAAAAAUUUCGCUUGGAUGAAUGUUUUCGAAUUUUUCACUCUUUUUGUGAGACGUUUCUCAAGUGCCGCAAAGACAAUGAAAGACGGUUACAGUUGGAGAAACAAACAUUACAAAGACAAAAGCAAAAACAGGAGCAGCAGAUGUCGAAAAUGGAACACAAACGUCCCAGACUUCAUGAUUGCCAAAAUGUUAUUAGUACCUCGACAGAAAUGAAUAAUAAUCAUUCAACAAUGAAUGAUGAUGAACUAAUGGAUUAUUUUAGUAAAAGUUUGCAAGAUUGUGGAAAGGGUCGCAGACGAAAAAGCCGCGACAAUGGACGAAGGAAUUCGAGAACCUCCACAUCUAGUGAUGAAUGUGAGACGACAGCUUUAAGGAAAGAAGAACAAAGUGUUCCAGAUCAUGCAGCAGAUGCUAAGGUUAAUGAAAAAAUUACCAUUUCAGAUGUCAAAGAGAGACCUAAAUCAUCGCAGUUCGUAUUUGAUCUUGAACCUUUGCCAGAAGGUAAAUGUAUAACGGCCUCUGACUUGAAUAGUCCCCUUAAAAACUAUCAAAAUUCUGUUAUCGAAAAUAUGGGUAAUGUGGCACCAUCUUUAGCGCAAGAAAAUACACCACACAUAACGAAAAAAGACUUGGAAAAUAAGGAUGAAAACACUAAUAUUCAACACGAGACUGUGGCGCAAAGAACAAGAAGAUUGAAAAUUAUUCCGCCACUAAAAAUUCGGCCGAUUUCACAAACAGAAGAAAGGUCAAUGUCGGCCGUUGUUGGUAAUACAGAAUGUGAGAAACGUUUUUCCUUCAAAUCGGUGGCACUUGCUGCACGAAUGGUAAAACGUUGCACAUCUAUUAAUGAGCGUGAUAUUCAGGAGACUUUAAAACACCUAAGAACACCAACCGUUGUACCGAAUUAUAUAUGGGAUGAUCACAGACAAAGAUUGCGAACGAUGAGCGAAAGAAAUGCGGAAAAUAUUUUCUUUAAUGAUAAUGUUUUUCGAAAUAAUGUGGAAAAGGAAGCUGAGAAAUGUCAGGGAACAGACAUGCAAAAACUACCAUGUAUUACUACGAAUGAACAACGUUUGAAUAAUGAGGACUAUCAUAUUGUAAAUGGAGCUCCAAUAUUAAUUGAAGGUAAUAAAGAGGAAAAUUCGACUCUAGAAAAUAUUCCUGGAGGCGACAUAGAAGUACCCAAUGUACCAGAAUCCGCGAUGAAAUCAAAUUCUUUAAUUUCUGAAGUCGCCGAAAGGAAAAACAGUUCAAAGAAUCAAGAUUGCCUUAACGAGAGCUAUAUUCAAACAUUAUAUGCUCUAAAAAACGACGCAAUAAGUUCUGGAAAUAAAUUGGAUACACCAAAUGGUGUUAAAAAACAUUGUGAAUCUGAGAUCAAAUCAACGACAACAUUUAAAGCCGUAGAAGAGAAUUCAAAAUUUAAAUGUCCUACCAGUGCAACAAAUUUAGAAGAUAAUCGAGAGCAAAAUGAUAGUGGUGAAAUUUCUGUUGCAAAUAUUAUCCAAACAUCUGAUGUAAAACGUUUGAAAUCAAAUAAAGUCGAAAAUGAUAUUUUAAAAACUCUGGCUGGUUGUGAUAAGACAACUUUUUCGGAUAAACGAGAUAUUUAUAGCGAAGAACAAACCACACGUAAAGAAAAUCCCCAACAAAUCCAUGCAGAAAAUUUGAAUAAAACCUGCCUCAAGGAUGGUGGACCAUUGAAACAUUUACAUACGGAAAAUUUAAAAAACGUCACUCCUGGGUUGAACAAUGCAGACAAUGAUGAAUUAAAGAAGUUAAAGCCCAAAUCGGAAGGUUAUCAUCUAAUUGAAGAAAUAAAUUUGAAAGCCCUCUCAGAUAAUAAAGAAAAUUAUAUUAAUUUUCCGGAGGUGGAAUCUAAGCCAGAAUCGAACGGAAAACAAAAUCCGAAGAAUCCCACAGAGAAUAAGAACAAUUUGUUAAAAUCUAAAGAAGUGCAUCUUCAACAUAACUGUGAUCAAAGCCAAAUACAAUCAAAAGAUAUAAUGAAACAGAACUCACGUGAUUUUGAAGACAUUAAAGUUGAAUUUAUGACGAAUGCCGAACAAAUAAAUGCUAAAGAAAAUGUGGAAAAGGAGUUAUUGUUUUCAAAUGACAAAAACCAAGAUGCCAUGACGAAAAAUGAAGAUAUCAACUCCAUGUUUGAUAUCAUUUCUGAACAUUUACAAACAUUACAGAUGAAAGUGAAUGGGACUCAAAAUAUAGAACCGAAUAUUAUUCAUGGUAUAUCUAAUAUUUCUCCCCUUGACGAAGAAAAAUUAAACAAUGAGAUUAAACAAAACCUCCCAGAAUAUCAUGCUUGUGAUAACAUAUUUAAAACCGAUUAUAGCACUAAACAAUUCAACCAAGCAGUAAAACGAGACCAUUUUACGCCCAGGCAGAAAGAAACCCCUCCCAAUAAAUUGGUUUUAAAAAAUGUUACAGAUGAUAAACACUUAAAACUGAAAACUUCCGUAAUACCUAACACGACUGCACAAAUGCCGACUAAGUCUGAACACCCAGCCAGUAUUGCAGUAUCAAAGCUAGGAAAGAAAACUUCCGACGAAUUAGUUUCAUCUAACACUACUGUUGCUGCUCCAACAAGAGCCAAUGAACAUAGAAAACGGAAUAUAUUUUCAAGAAAACAGAAAAAUGAGAAACUGCCAACACCCUCUUCUGUCAAAAAUUCAAAACAUGAUCUUAAAAAUGCAGAGAAUGGGACUCAAAAUGUCGAACAGAAUGUCAUUCACAAUAAAUCUAAUAUUUCUUCCCUCGAAGUUUCGUCUUUGAAUGUAAAUGACAAAGAAACGGUAAAUAAUGAGGUAACAGUAAAUCUAGACAAUACUAAGCUCACGCACAAAGAAAGUGUCAAAAGCUCUCCCAAUAAACCGGGUUCAAACCUGUUUGCAGAUGUAAAUAAAAAAUCGAAAGAUAUUGACAAACACUUCAAGCUCAAAACUUCUUCAAUACAAAACACUACUGCACAAAUACCAGCUAAGCCUGAACAUGCAGCCAGUAACGCGAUAUCGAAGUUAGCAAAGAAAACUUCCUAUAAAUUAGUUUCAUCUAAGACUACUGUAGCUGCUCCAACAAGAUCCGACGAAGGUAGAAAACUGAAUAUAUUUUCAGGUAAACAGAAAAAUGAGAAACUUCCAACGCCCUCUACUGUCAAAAACUCAAAACAUUAUCUAAAAAAUGCAGAGUAUGGGACUCAAAAUGUCGAACAGGAUGUCAUUCACAAUAAAUCUAAUAUUCCUCCCCUCGGUGUUUCGUCCUUGGAUGUAGAUCAUAAUGAAACAGUAAAUAAUGAGGUAACAGAAAAUCUAGUAAACUCCGAGCCCCAACACAAAGAAAUUAUUAAAAGCUCUCCCAAAAAACUGGGUUUAAAAAUAUUUUCAGAUGUAAAUAAAAAAUCCAAAGAUAUUGAUAAACACUUAAAACUCAAAACUUCUUCAAUACAAAACACGACUGCACAAAUACCAACUAAGCCUGAAUAUGCAGCCAGUAUUGUGAUAUCGAAAUCAGCAAAGAAAACUUCCGACAUAUUAGUUUCAUCUAAGAAUACUGUGGCUUCAAGAAAACAGAAAAAUGAGAAACUUCCUACGCCAUCCAACGCCAUUGAAUCAAAGCGUGAUCUAAACAAUUCUGAAUCUACCCCAAUAAACAAAAUAUCGACAUUAAAGAAGUUCUCCACGAAUGUAGCACAAAAACUAGGAUUAAGAAAGCCCGCAAGCGAAAAACCUCCAAAAUUGUUAAAUGAAGUGAGAGAAAGAGAUAAGCAAAUAAUAGCGGCAAAAACACCUCAAAUAAUUAACAAAAAAAGUAAUGCUACAUCAUUAAUGAGAAACUACGGCCAAGUUAAAGAUAAAAAUUCCCAACCUGAAUUGAGGGCAACAUCACAAAUACCAAGUCGUAGCAGUUUUCGUUCAUCUCGUACUUCUAGUAGUAGUUCAGCCAAAGCCUACAUUAACAACACUAACCAAAGUGUCCGAUUUUUAAAGACAUCAAAUGGAAUUGCGUGUAAUAGCCAAAACUCCAAAUCUGAUAUAAAAACUUCCAUUCAAUCCAAUAGUGUUUCAAUAAGACCUCAGUCCUUAAGCAAGAAACGACAUUCGGUCACCAAUAUUUCCUCCAAUGCUAUGCCAGAAAUGAAAAAUAAAACAACCUCAGUUCUUCGACCCCCUAAUGGCCAACUUUCGUCUGCAAAAUCUGUAACCACUUCAACUACUCGCACCCCCUCAAAUGAAAGUACUCUCAGAAAUGUUACUGCUAACUUCCAGAAAAGUGUUGCAGUACCAAAAACAGGCCGUAGUGCUAGCCUCAGUUCUUCAUUUCCAAAAUCUGGUUCAGAAUUGCUGAGUAGUCGCAGACUUUCUUUGAGAGAAAACUGCAGCAAUGUCAAAGGAUCCUUAGAACCGCCAAGACGCUCUUCGGCAAGUUCAAUUCGUAGUUCAUUUAGUUCUAAACGUAACACAACAUCGAAUCUCAUAAAGAAGACACAGAAUGGACUAUAAUAGUUUUAACGGUAGACAUAAUUAUAAUAAUAAAUUUAAUAAUAAAUUUAUUAUAUUUUAUUAAAUUUGUACAAAAUGAAACUAUUUUUAUGUUAUUAUUACUAUAAAAUUAUAAUUAUACUUAAAUUUAUACGAGAAUUCAACUUUGUUUUAUGUUUCCUCCAUUUUGUUAUGU
Musca domestica (house fly) is the source of this 6618-nucleotide messenger RNA. Its product is annotated as formin-J. Bases 84 to 6443 code for a protein of 2119 amino acids. Lineage: Eukaryota; Metazoa; Arthropoda; Insecta; Diptera; Muscidae. The transcript is spliced from 9 exons. The record is from RefSeq and is a predicted model, not a curated record.